Rhea pennata is the source of this 1746-nucleotide messenger RNA. Its product is annotated as galactose-3-O-sulfotransferase 2-like. Gene Ontology annotation, molecular function: galactosylceramide sulfotransferase activity. Gene Ontology annotation, cellular component: membrane. Bases 1 to 1746 code for a protein of 581 amino acids. Lineage: Eukaryota; Metazoa; Chordata; Aves; Rheiformes; Rheidae. The transcript is spliced from 3 exons. Gene Ontology annotation, biological process: glycolipid biosynthetic process. The record is from RefSeq and is a predicted model, not a curated record.
AUGGUUUGCAACAACCCCUAUGAACAAAAUUGCCGGUGUGAACUGGAAAACGCCCUGCAGCAGACCACAGGCAAGAACCAGAAGAGACCCAGCUCUAUCUUACAGAUUCCUAAGCGGCUAGUGAAAGAUGUUGCCCCACACAGGCAAAAGAAAGCCAUGCCAGAUCCCACCUCAACAAAGAGCACACAAUACAUUUUUCAGCUGCAGACAAACUUCAGCCAGACAACACUGCUGGAAAGCAGUCAAGAUAGUCAAGAGGCAUUCUGGACAAAGCAACCUGCAGAAAGCAACAAGACGAAGAAAACCUAUCUUUCAUCCAAGACGUUGAAAUCCCACCUUCUUGGCCGUAGAAAGGCAGCCAAAGAGGUUCCUUCUCCAAGUAUUCUUGGGAGUAUCACAGUUACGAGAGAGGCUGCUGAUAGCAUCCUGAAGACCUUUGCAAACAGUAUUACUGGAGAGGAGCAUAUAAGAACAGCACCACUCAGGACAACGUUGUUAGAAAGCCAGUUUCAAUCCACAGGUUCUCCCUCUCAUAGACUGGUCAGCUCUCCUAACCAUGCUAUGGUAAAACCAGCUCAAGACAUACAGGCAGAAGAGUUUUACAGGACAGGCCUGAAAAGGGGAUUGCUGCCAAGCUGGGCAGAAGUGCCUAUAAUUGAAAAGGCAGCACUUGGAGAAGGCCAGCAGGUCAAGGGAAUCUCUUCUCAAGAAGCUACAUGCAAACCCAAGACCAACAUCGUUUUUCUGAAAGUCCAUAAGAGUGCCAGUAGCACUGUCAUGAACAUCCUCUUCCGCUUUGGUGAGAUGCACAACCUCACUUUUGCCUUCCCCCUCAAGGGCGGCAGCCAGCUCUUUUACCCACACCACUUCUUAGCAAGGUUUGUGCAAGGGUUCUCUCCUGGAAAUGGUCCACAGUUCAACAUCCUCUGCCACCAUAUGCGGUUCCUACAGUCAGAGGUGCAGAGAGUGGUACCAAGCACAGCCAUCUAUUUCUCCAUCCUGAGAAACCCAGUGCAGCUCAUGGAGUCCUCCUUUGUGUACUACAAGGGCACAUCAGCCUUUUCCCGUGCCCACAGCCUGGAGGAGUUCCUUAGCCAGCCCUACCGCUUCUACAACCCCGCAGCCAGCGACAGCCACUAUGCCAGGAACCUCAUGACCUUCGACUUUGGCUUCAAUCCUGAUGGAGACAUCUCACCAAAGCGUGUGCAGCUGAUGCUGAAAGCCAUUGAGGCCUCCUUUGACUUGCUCCUUAUCUCCGAGUACUUCGAUGAGUCCAUGGUGCUGCUGAAGGAGAUAUUGUGCUGGGACUUGGACAGUGUUGUCUCCUUCCCACUCAACAGCAGGGAUAGCAGUACCAGGUCUCCCCUCUCAGACAGCAUGGUGGAGAAGAUAAAGGACUGGAACAGGCUGGACUGGGAAAUUUACAUUCAUUUCAACAAGACCUUCUGGGAGAGGAUUGAUCGAGAUAUCGGCAGGGAACGCAUGCAGCAGGAAGUAAGGGCACUUCAGGAGAGACAAGCAGAGCUGGCAAGGAUCUGCCUGCAAGAAAGAGGAAGUGUCGCCCCCAAAGACAUCAAAGACUCUUCCCUGCUGCCACUGCAACAUGGUAAUGCCAAAAUAUUAGGUUAUAAUCUCAAGCAGGGCUUGGACAAGAAGACAGAGCACAUGUGCCGGCGGCUGGUGACACCAGAGCUGCAGUACAGCAGCGCUUUGUACAAGAAGCAGUUUCUCCAGAAAAUCCCAUAG